AGUGUUCCUUCUUUUUCUGCUGCUUUUCUUGCACAGUUGCAUUAAUCACAGCUCUUCGGAAAGGUUGGCAGCAAGCUGAAGAAAUCUGGGAAGCAUGUCUGCGCUCAACAGAAGGGUCGUUAACACUCCGUCGGCCCCGGGUGCCAUCGGCCCAUACAGCCAGGCGGUGAUCGUGGACAGAACCAUGUACAUCUCCGGUCAGCUGGGGAUGGACGUCGCCUCCGGGAAGCUGGUAGAUGGAGGAGUGCAGGCUCAGGCCAAACAGGUGCUCAUCAAUAUUGGGGAGAUCCUUAAAGCUGCCGGCUGCGACUACAGCAACGUGGUGAAGACUACUGUGUUGCUCGCAGAUAUAAAUGACUUCAACAACGUCAAUGAGGUCUACAAGACAUUUUUCAGCAGUAACUUUCCUGCCAGAGCUGCCUACCAAGUCGCUGCUCUCCCCAGAGGUGGGCUGGUGGAAAUCGAGGCGAUCGCUGUUCUCGGUCCUGUCUCCGACUCCUGACUAGCCCGCUGCAUCACUAACAAGCUGUAGCGCCACCAAGCGUCAUUAUAGAUUCAAUGUGGAAGCCUGAUUGUAUUUCCAGAGAUUACCUGAAGUGCCACAAAUUUCACCAAAGUCUUUUUCAGUCUUUCAAGAUUUAAAUUCAGAGCAACAUUGAGUUGUUAACACUUCACAGCCUGCUCGUUAAACAGACAGUAGGGAUCCAGUAGGACUGGACACAACAUCAAGCCUCUUGGCUUCUGGUUUGAUAACUUCACUCA
This is a messenger RNA of Neolamprologus brichardi, 762 nucleotides long. Its product is annotated as 2-iminobutanoate/2-iminopropanoate deaminase. The record is from RefSeq and is a predicted model, not a curated record. Gene Ontology annotation, cellular component: cytosol; mitochondrion. NCBI's taxonomy places the organism in Eukaryota, Metazoa, Chordata, Actinopteri, Cichliformes, Cichlidae. Gene Ontology annotation, molecular function: deaminase activity.